Pseudozyma flocculosa PF-1 is the source of this 501-nucleotide messenger RNA. RefSeq lists its product as uncharacterized. NCBI's taxonomy places the organism in Eukaryota, Fungi, Basidiomycota, Ustilaginomycetes, Ustilaginales, Ustilaginaceae. Bases 1 to 501 code for a protein of 166 amino acids. Gene Ontology annotation, cellular component: membrane. The transcript is spliced from 2 exons. The record is from RefSeq and is a predicted model, not a curated record.
AUGGUCGACACCUCUGCCGCGAUCCGAAGGGGUCACCCCAUCAUCUUCAUCCUCUUCACGGCGCUCAGCUUCAUCACCGCCGUGAUUGCCUCGACACUCGUCAGCGACUACAACUCGAACAACAACGCGCCCAGCGACGGCGUCAACGGCGCCGUCCGCUUCCUCGUCUUCUGCGGCUGGUGGGGCUUCCUCUUUGGCAUCCUCUUUACCGUCUUCUUCCUCACGGGCAAGGGCGGCAUCCUCACCUCGAUCGCUGGCCAUGGCAUCUGGAUCUUCCUCACCUGGCUCUUCUUCGUCGCCGGCGCCGGUGCUCUCACCAACAACGUCGACGGCAGCUGCGGCAACCGCGGCCCCUCGUUCCCCUACUGCAACUCGGUCAAGGCGCUCGAGGCCUUCUCGUGGAUGGCGUGGAUCAUCCUCACCCUCAUGCUCGGCAUCGUCGCCUUUGUCGGCGCCGGCUCGUUCCGCGGCGGCAGGUCGGUCAAGGAGGGCCUCGCCUAA